Solanum dulcamara is the source of this 723-nucleotide messenger RNA. Its product is annotated as F-box protein SNE-like. The transcript has a single exon. Gene Ontology annotation, biological process: regulation of gibberellic acid mediated signaling pathway; gibberellic acid mediated signaling pathway. The coding region runs from base 101 to 586 and encodes 161 amino acids. Lineage: Eukaryota; Viridiplantae; Streptophyta; Magnoliopsida; Solanales; Solanaceae. Gene Ontology annotation, cellular component: SCF ubiquitin ligase complex. The record is from RefSeq and is a predicted model, not a curated record. Gene Ontology annotation, molecular function: protein binding.
UUACUAAAUUUCUUCUCUACAAAUACCCAUUACUUCUCUUUACAUCCUUAUCUCAAGCUUUCAAUUAAGCAUUAUCUUCCUGAAAAAUUCUGUGUGAAUAAUGGGAACCAAUUUUUCCAUCAAUGAUAAUGAGGAUGUACUGAUUGAGAUAUUGAAGAGGCUCGAUGGCCGUUCAUUAGGAGUAGGUGCCUGUGUAUGCAAGCUCUGGUGCGGUAUCGCUCGAAACGAUUCACUCUGGGAGCACCUCUGCUUCCGCCACGUGUCGCCGCCGCCGGAAGGUGUGAGGACGGUGGUUUUGGCGCUCGGAGGGUACCGGCGGCUUUACAUGGUAUGCGUGAGGCCAGUGUUGAAUCGAUUGCGAAAAUGGAGACCAAUCGGAAUGGAAUCUGAUUCGGAGAUUGUGAGGCGAGUUUAUUGGACUCGUCAUGAAGUGGAGUUGUCGUUAUCGCUGUUUUGUGUGGAUUAUUAUGAGAGAGUGUUAUUGAGCAGCGGCGGUAGUGGUGGUGGUAGCGGCGGCGGCGGAGACGCUGCGGCGGCGCCGUGUGUAUCAUCGCUUAUGUUCCUUUGCAAGGCUGUGAAUGUUUGAAUUGAAUUUCAAAUUAAAUUUGGAGAAAGAAGCCUCAUUAUUCUUUUAUCUUAAUUACCUACUUUUUUUUGUUUGGUAAAAUUUAAAUUUCUACGGUUUGGUGAUAUUUAUUAAAUAAAAUCUGACUAUUAUUCCAA